This is a messenger RNA of Psammomys obesus (fat sand rat), 1005 nucleotides long. RefSeq names its product glyceraldehyde-3-phosphate dehydrogenase-like. The record is from RefSeq and is a predicted model, not a curated record. The transcript has a single exon. The coding region runs from base 4 to 1005 and encodes 333 amino acids. Gene Ontology annotation, biological process: glucose metabolic process. Gene Ontology annotation, molecular function: NADP binding; NAD binding; oxidoreductase activity, acting on the aldehyde or oxo group of donors, NAD or NADP as acceptor. NCBI's taxonomy places the organism in Eukaryota, Metazoa, Chordata, Mammalia, Rodentia, Muridae.
ACAAUGGUGAAGGUUGGAGUGAAUGGAUUUGGCCGUAUUGGACGCCUGGUUACCAGGGCUGCCUUCAGCUCUGGCAAAGUGGAGAUUGUUGCCAUCAACGACCCCUUCAUUGACCUCAACUACACGGCCUACAUGUUCCAGUAUGACUCUACCCAUGGCAAGUUCAAUGGCACAGUCAAGGCCGAGGAUGGGAAGCUUGUCAUCAACGGCAAGCCUAUCACCAUCUUCCAGGAGAAAGAUCCUGCUAACAUCCAAUGGGGUGAUGCUGGUGCUGAGUAUAUUGUGGAGGCUACUGGUGCCUUCACCACCAUGGAGAAGGCAGAGGCCCACUUGAAGGGUGGGGCCAAAAGGGUUAUCAUCUCUGCCCCUUCCGCUGAUGCCCCCAUGUUUGUGAUGGGCGUGAACCAUGAGAGGUAUAACAACUCACUCAAGAUUGUCAGCAAUGCUUCCUGCACCACCAACUGCUUAGCUCCCCUGGCCAAGGUCAUCCAUGACAACUUUGGCAUCGUGGAAGGACUCAUGACCACAGUCCACGCCAUCACUGCUACCCAGAAGACUGUAGAUGGCCCCUCUGCAAAGCAGUGGCGUGAUGGCCGUGGGGCUGCCCAGAACAUCAUCCCUGCAUCCACUGGUGCAGCCAAGGCUGUGGGUAAGGUCAUCCCAGAGCUGAACGGGAAGCUCACUGGCAUGGCCUUCCGUGUUCCUACCCUCAACGUGUCUGUUGUGGAUCUGACAUGCCGACUGGAGAAACCUGCCAAGUAUGAUGACAUCAAGAAGGUGGUGAAGGAAGCAUCCGAGGGCCCACUAAAGGGCAUCCUGGGCUACACUGAGGACCAGGUUGUCUCCUGUGACUUCAACACUGACUCCCACUCUUCCAUCUUUGAUGCUGGGGCUGGCAUUGCCCUCAAUGACAACUUUGUAAAGCUUGUUGCCUGGUAUGACAAUGAAUAUGGCUACAGUUGCAGGGUGCUAGAUCUCAUGGUCUACAUGGCCUCCAAGGAGUAA